Phalacrocorax carbo (great cormorant) is the source of this 3029-nucleotide messenger RNA. NCBI's taxonomy places the organism in Eukaryota, Metazoa, Chordata, Aves, Suliformes, Phalacrocoracidae. The record is from RefSeq and is a predicted model, not a curated record.
CCCGCCCCUCCCCCGGCCCGGGGGACGGCGGCCCCUGGCGCGAGGUCCGUCGCUCACCGCGCGCAGGAGGCGGCGGGGGGGCUCGCGCGGCCGUUGGGGCGGGCGGGGGCCGCGCAUGGCCGGGGCGGAGGCGACGGUGAUGCGGCACUGAGGCCCGCCCCGCCCCUCCCCUCCCGUCCCUCCCUCCGUCCCUCCCUGGGCCCGGCGCCUCGGCUCCCCCUCCGCCCCCGCCCCAGCCCGGCAGCCGCGCAGCCGGGGCCCGGCGGGGAGCGCCGAGCUCCAUGGGCAACACCGUCACCUGCUGCGUAUCCCCGGACGCCAGCCCCAAGCUCAGCCGGGCCCGCGGCGGCGGCGGGGCAGCGCCGGGGCCCGACCGCUGGGUAGACGCGUACCAGGCGGCGGCGGCGGCGGGCGGCGGCGGCUCGGGAUCGGCGGAGGCCGAGUCGGGGGACUCGGAUCCCGGCGGCGGCGGCCCCCACCUCCAGCACAUCAGCGACCGGGAGUUCCCGGAUGAUUUAGCCUUGGAAUCUAAUCCAUCUGAUCAUCCCAGAGCAAGCACAAUUUUCCUAAGCAAGUCUCAGACAGAUGUGCGAGAGAAGAGGAAGAGUAACCACAUCAAUCAUGUUUCUCCUGGGCAGCUUACGAAAAAAUACAGCUCAUGCUCAACAAUAUUUAUAGAUGACAGCACUGUCAGUCAACCUAACCUUAGAAGCACAAUAAAGUGUGUAACAUUAGCAAUAUUCUACCAUAUAAAGAACAGAGAUUCUGACAGAUCAUUGGAUAUUUUUGAUGAAAAAUCUCAUCCUCUCACACGGGAGGAAGUUCCAGAUGACUACUACAAGCAUGACCCUGAUCACAAGCACAUCUACCGGUUUGUUCGGACGCUUUUCAGUGCUGCACAGCUGACAGCUGAAUGUGCAAUAGUGACACUGGUUUAUUUGGAAAGGCUUUUAACCUAUGCAGAGAUUGACAUAUGCCCUAGUAACUGGAAGAGGAUAGUCCUAGGAGCUAUUCUGCUGGCUUCUAAAGUCUGGGAUGAUCAGGCUGUGUGGAAUGUGGAUUAUUGCCAAAUAUUGAAGGACAUUACUGUUGAGGACAUGAACGAGAUGGAAAGACACUUCUUGGAGCUACUGCAGUUUAAUAUCAAUGUUCCUGCCAGUGUUUACGCCAAAUACUACUUCGAUCUUCGCUCCCUAGCAGAUGACAAUAACCUGAGCUUUCUGCUGGAGCCUCUCAGUAAAGAGAGAGCACAGAAACUGGAGGCUAUCUCCCGACUGUGUGAAGACAAAUACAAAGACUUGUCAAAAGCUGCUAUGAGACGAUCUUUCAGUGCUGAUAACUUAGUUGGUAUCCGCCGUUCUAAUGCCAUCCUCUCCUGAGGAGAGAGAAGGUUGCAGCACCAUGAACCAGCAUCCAUAUGAACCGGAGGAAUACCACCACUCCAUGCACACAUGCCAGCGGUGAUGGUGUCUUCCAGCAAGAGGAGGAAAGGAGGGUAAACUAGCCAAGGGAGCCCAGAGCUUGAGGAGCAUACUUGGUGCAAAAGACAAGACCUUUGUCAAAUCAACUCUCUCCUCCUUCUAAUGUAUCCAGAGGUGCAAAAAGAAACUUCCCCCCUUCUCUCCCCCACAGAUGUUUGCUUACUAUGUAGGCCUAUAGCUGUGAACUCUCGAGGUUUUUAAUAAUAAGUAGUUUUAAAUUUUAGAAUUUAAACACUAACCACAUGACUAUAGUUACAAUGUUCCUCCCUCCUCUCCCUUGUCAUCCAGAGUCUCCCUGCAUUUGUAUUUCAGGUCAAUGCAGUGUUAACAAAAACAAAACAAAACAUGGGACUCUCAAAGUAUAAAGCCACUCUGGAGCUGAAAACAGUAGCAUAGACACGUGUUGACAGCUUUUCCCUGGUUUGGCUACUAAAAGCUGCUAUUAUUGGUGAUCUGUUCAUAACCAAGAAGCUGCCCAGCAGGAAGGAAUUCUAACUCUGCACCCACAGCUUCACUCCAGUAGAGAUUGUCAAAAGACUUUGAAUGUUCUGACUGGGGGCAGAGAUAUGGUUUUAUGUAUUGUUAAAAUGUAUAGGGUCCAUGCUGCAUUUCUUGUGAAUUAUGGUGCUUCUCUCUCAUUUUCUAAUACUUAUGUUGCUCUGGAAGAGAUGCAAUCUGUAUAUUUUUCUGAGGCAUUGAUUGAGAAAGUUGGUCUGGAAACAUCAUCACCAUCCCAAACAGUGUAGCAAUCCAGUGGUGAAUGGUGUGUGUGCAGCACUGCUUCUCUGAGUUCUACUGCGGAUCUCUUGUGCUAUAUACAGUGGAGUUCCUAAAGCUGAUAUUGUGUAUCCAUCUGGCUCUCCUUGGGUUUUUGUUUCCUGGGAGGGAUUUACAUUCAUAAUGAGACAGUAAUGAGUUUGAGAGAAUCCUGGACUACCUAACAAGGUAGACUGAAAAAUAUUGUUCAACUGAGAAUUAUCAAAAAGCUUUCUAUAAAAACAUUUUUUAAUACACACCCCACCCCGAAGUGAAUUUUAUCUUGUGCAACUGCUCUAGAGGCUUGGGUUUUGCUCUUUCUGAGAACUUGGAAUGGAGCUUACUUUCAGGCUCUGAAACUGAACUCUAAACAGGAUAAGUAUUAUUAGACUCUUCCUGUUACAAGUCUUUGUAGUAUCUUCCCUUCUUGGAUCCAAAUAGAUUCUAGGCAGUUUGUCCUAGGAGCAGAUCUCCCCCCGAAUGGCACAGGUUUUGUGCACUUCCUCUUCCAGCCAAGGCCCAGAAACUUAAACUGAACAGCAAGUCUAUAUGCCUUUGAGAGUGGGGCUGUCUGAGUGCAAUCAUCAGUUUGGCUGCACUCAACUGUUAAAAUGAUGAAUAUAGUCUUUUGCAGUAUGCAAAUAUGCCAGCCCCUGCCUCCCAAAUCUGUGGAACUUGGCACUUCAGGUAUUGAUCACGACUCAAUUUUGAAAAUAACGCUACAUCUUCAGGUGGUUUUCCUUUCUCAUGUUUGUAUUAAAAGAAAAGCUAAUAAACUCUAUUUUAAUUAAA